This is a messenger RNA of Coregonus sp. 'balchen', 9689 nucleotides long. The record is from the annotation of a GenBank genome assembly. NCBI's taxonomy places the organism in Eukaryota, Metazoa, Chordata, Actinopteri, Salmoniformes, Salmonidae.
GGUGGUUGAAGUACCUUACGACCAAUCGUCGAAAAAAACUAAAAAAAAAAUGUUUGUUUCAAACACGGCUUAGCAUAACCGGUGGACAAGUGUUUAUUGUUCUUGUAUAGCUUUGCUUGGAGUUUUCAUGGCCAUGAACGACGCAUUAAUUUUUCGAGUUAGUGCAUUCUCCGAGCAAGGAGGAAGGAGAUACAUGGAGGAUGUUAUUGAGUUUAAAGUGGAGUACGAACCGCCUGAACCAGAGCCAGCAGAGGGUGGUCUGAAUUCGGCAGAACAACAAGGGGAGUCAAAAGUAGAGAAUCAGCAGAUUGAUCAUACUGAGCAGACCAUAAUAAGCAAUUCCCCCGACAACGUUCAAGAAUCGAUGCCUGUUACUGCAAUGUGGACAGAAAACAUAACAUGUGAGAAGCAUGAGGACGUUUCCCAGGCAGAAGUUCCAGAAGAGCACACGGUCGCUCGGAAGUCUGUGGCGUUUUUUGGUGUAUUUGACGGUCACGGAGGGCGAGAAGCAGCUCAUUUUGCGCGAGACAAUCUGUGGGGUAUUCUGAAAAGGCAAAGGGGGUUUUGGUCAAAAGAUCAAGGAGAUGUCUGUGAAGCAAUUCGAAAGGGGUUCAUUGCCUGCCAUCAUGAUAUGUGGAAAGAGCUACGUAAGUGAACUAGUUAGCUAGCCUAGCUUGUGUUUAUAGCAUAUUCGCUGACUUUGAUGCUAUCUACCUGCUAGGUAGCCAACAACACUAAAGUUAGUGUUGAGAAAUUAUGGCGCCACAUCUGUGGUUUAGCUAGCUACAGUCUGUAGCUAGCUAACCCCUUAUUGCUGCUGCUACUACCAAAGAUGAUUGCCUCUUCCUCUCUGCUACAGUCAGGACAUCCAUCCAUCCAUCCAGUUAUUAUUAGCUAUUACUGGCAAUUUUAUGAGCUGGUCUUUUCUAUGUAUCGCUCAGGGGUUUGGGAAUACACAACAUCUGGGGGUUUGGAAUACCUAGCUCUGCAAGUAGAGCAUAAAAGGUCAGCAUGUCAAGCUCAUCAUUGCUUUUGAAGCACAAGGUUAUCUCAUGUCAAGCAUGCUCCUGUCUCAACCUCAGACGUGUCAUCCUAAGAUCUCCUGAUUUCCUCUAGUCUAAAUACACUUCUCUCAUAUGUAGGCCUAAUGCCAAUUGUCACAUCCACUAAUCAGUGUUGCCGCAAGGUGUUUGUUCAUAAUAAUGUCUUCCAAUGCUUUCCCCAUCUGAAUCCUACAGCUGAGUGGCCCAAGACUCUGACCGGCCAGCCCAGUACGGCAGGAACAACGGCUAGUAUAGUGCUGAUCCGGGGGGAUCAGAUGUACGUAGCCCAUGUGGGGGACUCAGCAGUGGUUGUUGGGGUGAAAGAGCCGGGUGAAAAGAACAUCAGGGCCUUGGAAGUCACACAGGAUCACAAACCUGAACUUCCCAAAGAGAAGGAGCGCAUUGAGAGACUUGGGGGCAGGUGAGUAGGAGGGGACACUUCAGUCUCAGUUUGUGUCAUUGCCAAGUGUGUACAUGGAGUAGCCAGCCAAAUUGUUUUUCAGAUGUAUUUUAUUGGCGCAGUGGACACUAAGGGUAAGGAAACCAAUGUGUUAUUUGGGUGAACUAUCCCUGGCCUGUCAAUUAAUCGCUGUGGGGGGGAUUGUCAGGGAGGGGAAAGGAUGUUUGUCAGAGUUGGUAGGGUUUUAGACCUGUCAAUCAAUCACUGGGUGGGACUUUGAGGGAAGGCAGUAGAUUAGUAAUCUAGUCAGAAACUAGUCUAGUCUACUCUUUCAAUGUAAUUUAUUGUGGCAAUAACUAAAUAUAGUGUACUCUUUCAAUUUUCUUUAUUGUGGCAAAAACCUAAGAACAAAUGUGGUGUUCUGUCAAGUAAACAUCGAUUCCCUUUUGAGAAACGAUAUAGAAUUGCAGGGGAUUUUUUUUUUAUGCAUACAUUUUCAGGGGGAGGACCCCCAGACCCCCCGCCAGAUCGAUUUAUACAAAGUCAGUCGCACAUGAAUAGACCUACAGGUAUGAUUGAAGGAUGAAGCAGGUGUUAAACAUGGGCUUUGCUACACAGAAGUUGACUACACCAUUGUUGACACUAAUCAAAUCAGUAGACCUAUACCAAUAUCUUUAAUAAUACCAUAUACACUAUAUACAAAAGUAAGUGGACACCCCGCUAUUUCAGCCACACCCGUUGCUGACAGGUGUAUAAAAUUGAGCACACAGCCAUGCAAUCUCCAUAGACGAACAUUGGCAGUAGAAUGGCCUUACUGAAGAGCUCAGUGACUUACAACGUGGCACCGUCAUAGGAUGCCACCUUCCAACAAGGCAGUUCGUCAGAUUUCUGCCUUGCUAGAAAUCGUCUGUCCUCGGUUGCAACAUUCACUACAGAGUUCCAAACUGCCUCUGGAAGCAACGUCAGCACAAUAACUGUUAGUCGGGAGCUUCAUGAAGUGGGUUUCCAUGGCCGAGCAGCUGCACACAAGCCUAAGAUCACCAUGCGCAAUGCCAAGCGUUGGCUGGAUUGGUGUAAAGCUUGCCGCCAUUGGACUCUGGAGCAGUGAAAACACAUUCUCUGGAGUGAUGAAUCACGCUUCACCAUCUGACAGUCCGACGGAUGAAUCUGGGUUUGGCGGAUGCCAGGAGAACACUACCUUCCCCAAUGCAUAGUGCCAACUGUAAUGUUUGGUGGAGGAGGAAUAAUGGUCGGGCUGUUUUUCAUGGUUCGGUCUAGGCCCCUUAGUUCCAGUGAAGGGAAAUCUUAACGCUACAGCAUACAAUGACAUUCUAGACGAUUAUGUGCUUCCAACUUUGUGGCAACAGUUUGGGGAAGGCCCUUUCCUGUUUCAACAUGAUAAUGCCCCGUGCACAAAGCGAGGUCUAUACAGAAAUGGUUUGUCGAUCGGUGUGGAAGAACUUAUCUGGCCUGCACAGAACCCUGACCUCAACCCCAACCAACACCUUUGGGAUGAAUUGGAACGCUGACUGCGAGCCAGGCCUAAUCGCCCAACAUCAGUGCCCGACCUCACUAAUGCUGUUGUGGCUGAAUGGAAGCAAGUCCCCAACAUCUAGUGGAAAGCCUUCCCAGAAGAGUAGAGGCUGUUAUUGCAGCCAAGGGGGUCCAAUUCCAUAUUAAUGCCCAUGAUUUUGAAUGAGAUGUUGGACUAGCAGGUGUCCACAUACUGUUGGUCAUGUAGUGUAAGUAUCAUUAGCUUUUAUAACCUUCAAUCUGUUUUCUUUUAUCAUAUUUUGGACCAGAGUGAGACUCUCGCCACAACCUAUUGUUCCUGCAGUGAGGAUUCACAGUUUUCAUUUAAUGUUUUCAUAAUUUAGCUGCAGAUAAUUGCCAAAAAGCAGUAGAAACCUACCAGUGCGCAAAUUAGAGGGCCAAAUGAAUGUCUCUCACGAUGCGAUUCGGUUCCCGAUGUUCAAAAAGAGCCGUUAGUUCGCGAACAACCCAUCACCAUCACUAGGCUACACUGACAAGUCAUUUUAGCGGUCCCUGGCAAGUCUCGACAUAGGCUUCGAAUCCUAGGAAAAUACAAACGAGAUCUUUGGUUUACUGGUUGCGAUACGAUGGAAUAAUAACUAUGUUGUGUGAUCUAUAAAUAGCAAAGGGAUAUAGGAGAGCGACUUGAUUCAGUCAGUUCGACAACUUUGUUAAACUUGUCAAGAGUUUCCCAACUCCAGUCCUCCAGUACCCCCAACAGCACACACAGCCCCGGACAAGUGCACCUGAUUCAACUUGUCAACUAAUCAUCAGGCCCUCAAUGAGUUGAAUCAGGUGAGUUUUUCUGGGGCUACAACAAACAUGUGUGCUGUUGGGGGUACUCGAGGACUGGUGUUGAGAAACACUGAACUAGUCAACACUUGCUGUUCGGUUGUCAAUCAAAGCACACAGUAAAUAGCCUAUGCGACCCGACUCUGUGGCUGGCUAUAUGAAACAAGCGAAAUGUAUGUGCCACAACAAUAAUUAAGUGUGUUUCAACUCAUCGUUACCACUUGCAUUACGUGUAAAUUAACUAACAUGAAAAUUAAUUUGACUGCAGCCAACCACAGCACACAAAAAUAACACGGGUACCGAGAGGCAGGACAGACAGCAGACUGACAAACCAGCAGUUUUUCCCUGUCAUCACUCACCUUGUGACUGACAGGCGCCUGUUCUUUCAAUAGAUUACUAGAAGAUGUACUGUAUAUCGUUCAUUCUAGUGGGAGAAGGCUAUACAGACUUUUCUGACUAGUGAAUUGAAACUUUUAAAUGAAAAGAAGCCUAGUUCAUUUAUGUAUAGAAAAAGUAGUGGGACGACAAUGAGUCUGUUACCAGCGGGAGGGCAAAAAUGGGUUGGUUAGCGAUGCAGUAUGUAACUAUUUGGCCUGCGGAGCAACAGUGAUUUGAUACUUAGGACCAAAUGGGUGCACUUUUGGGAUUGAAUCAUACAAAAUUAAAAUAAAUACACUGAACAAAAAUAUAAACGCUACAUUUAAAGUUUUGGUCCCGUGUUUCAUGAGCAGAAGUAAAAAAUCCCAGAAAUGUUCCAUGCGCACAAAAAGCUUAUUUCUCUCAAAUUUUGUGCACAAAUUUGUUUACAUCCCUGUUAGUGAGCGUUUCUCUUUUACCAAGAUACUCCAUCUACCUGACAGGUGUGGCAUAUGAAGAAGCUGAUUAAACAGCAUGAUCAUUACACAGGUGCACCUUGUGCUGGGGACAAUAAAAGGCCACUCUAAAAUGUGCAGUUUUGUCACACAAUACAAUGCCACAGAUGUCUCAAGUUUUGAGGGAGCUUGCAAUUGGCAUGCUGACUGCAGGAAUGUCCACCAAAACUGUUGCCAGAGAGUUGAAUGUUCAUUUCUCUACUAUAAGCUGUCUCCAAUGUCAUUUUAGAGAAUUUGGCAGUACAUCCAACCCGCCUCACAACCGCAGACCACGCGUAACAAUGCCAGCCCUGACCUCCACAUCCGGCUUCUUCACCUGCGGGAUCGUCUGAGUGGGGGUGGGGGAUGCUGAGGAGUACUUAUGUCUGUAAUAAAGCCAUUUUGUGGGGAAAAACUCAUUAUGUGGGUGGGCCUGGCUGCCAAGUGGGUGGGCCUAUACCCUCCAAGGCCCCUGACCAGUCAUGUGAAAUCCAUAGAUUAGGGCCUAAUGAAUUUAUUUCAAUUGACUGAUUUCCUAAUAUGAACUGUAAUUGUUGCAUGUUGUGUUUUAUAUUUUUGUUCAGUAUAUGAUCACAUAAUAAAUCCUCCGUCUUGUGUCCUUUUUAGUGUAGUGAAGAAGUCUGGGGUGAACCGUGUGGUUUGGAAGAGGCCCAGACUGACCCACAAUGGCCCUGUCAGGAGGAGCACUGUCAUAGACCAGAUUCCCUUUCUCGCUGUGGCCAGAGCGUUGGGUAAGCACUACACUGUUGGCCUAAACACAAGUUUCCUCUGCCCUCCACUAGAUAACAUACUGAUUCAUCUGGUCCAUAGCUGCUGCCUUUAUGCAAACAGUAUGAUUUUCAGUAAGGUUGUCAUACAAUCAUUUCAUUUAAUAUUUGCCCAUUGAUGAAGCAUAUUAAUGAUGUGUGUGCUCUGUUGUUGACAGGGGACCUGUGGAGCUACGACUUCUACAGUGGGGAGUUUGUGGUCUCUCCAGAGCCUGAUGUCACUGUAAUGACCAUUGACCCAAAGAAGCACCGCUACAUCAUCCUGGGUAGUGAUGGCUUGUGGAACAUGAUGCCAGCUAAGGAUGCUGUCGCUAUGUGUGAAAGCCACGACCAGAUGGUGGUAAGCCAGAGCUUCUUGUUUCCCAUUCAGACCAAAACGUCUUGGAUGUGUCUGCCAAUGCCCUUCUAACAGGUUGAUGGUGUUACUAUGUCUGCUCUUAGGGCCCUAAGGGAUGGUCCUGUGCCAAACGGUUAGGAUGCACGGCCCUGCUGUUCUGGCGUCAGCGCAUGCUCCGUGCAGACAACACAACGGUCAUAGUGAUUACCGUGCAGCACCCUGAUGAGCCACCCAUGACCAUGCACCUACAGGAGCUCUAUGUCAAUAUGGCAGAGGGCCUUGAUAAGAUCCCCCCCGUUACAACCGCUAACUCUCCCCGCCGUUACGACACCCCUAUUAUGGUACGUGCCAAGAGUAACUUACAACAGCACCCUCACAUUUUAACUUCAUCAGGCUUACAUGGUAAUCAGUGUUUGUUUUAUUUUAAUUGUAUUUUGUUAACACUAUUUAGAAGAAGAAAAAGCAGAAUUGCUAGAGCGAUCUGGAACCCCUGUGUCACUAGGUCGUUCCAGUCGUUUAUGGCUGAGUCGUGGAAUCUGACCGCUCAUUCACCAAGAUUACAUUUUGUUUUUGGGACGGAGAGAGGAGGAGGAUGAGGAUGGAGAGGUCUAUUUUGAUGAAGAACAUGGGCAAUAGCGACACCUAGAAUGGGAGUGAGGUGACUGUCCACUCAGUGUGAUUGAUAUUUGUUCAAAUUAAGGCCAAUGGAGGAACAUACAAAUUGCCAUUUGUUGUCAUUCAAAAUUUAAAGAUUUGAAGGUGUCACAUUUCAGAUCUAUACAGAUGUAGGGAACUGUAAAAAUAAUUAAACAUUUAGGAGUGUCACUAUCCUCAACUGUUAGAUUUUCUGCUAGGCUACAUUGGUUAUUGUGUUCACACCAAGCUACCCUACAUGGAUGCUGUUUUUGCACAGGGAGACACAAAGCUGCUGAUGAUGAGUGGGCCCCAAUUUUUGUAUUCACAAAUUAAGAGGGCUUCUGCCUUUAACAGACCUGUGCAUCUAGUUUGUGUACUGUUGGCGCAUUCAACUAAGCAGCCAUCUAGUGUUUUGGUAAGAGAGGAAAACUAGAGAGUAGGCGGCAGACGUUUUCUUUAAACGGAGUGUCUGUGGUUCUGGAUUUUCUGGAACCCGAUUUGCUGCUGAUAAGAAUACAGAGAUUUCUGCGCAUGUGCAGAUUUUUUAUUUUUUUUUACUAGCUGCUGCGCACUCCGCUACCGCUUCCCCCCUUCCAGAUUGUUUUACUUAGCUGAGCGCACUCUGCUCAGUGCUCGACUGCCGCUUCCCGCUCAUUGAUCGGCGAUGAACGCCUUUGUUUGGUGUAGCCUUCAAAGUUCAUGUUGUACACAAAAGACAUUGUCGACAUAUUCGAACUAUUGCAAAAGAGUAGGCUACUAAGCAUAAGCGUGAUGUUGUGUUCUUUUUUCAGAAGGGGAGUUAGACUACAUGCAGAACUAUUUACAUGUUGGGGCACCGGGCGAUGCAAAUCGAACUCGCCCCUUGACAGACUCUGGUUUCCGGUUUGGUUGUCUAGAACGUUCGGCUGCCCAGAGAUGGAACAGCUAGGUAGCCGACUCGUGCCGUACUUGCAUGAUCUUUUGAGAAAUAAGUGAAAUAGCAGUUUAGGGCCUGUCUGUGGUAAAAACGCAGAUUGUGUUUCGCCCCAAUGCAAAACUGAAGUGGGGUGUUACAUGAAGCUAUCUAGGCAGCAUAUAAAACACGAGCAAGACAGACACGUAGUCUAAAUAUAAUUGUAAUGUUAUUUUUUCAUCAUUGCAAACAUUGGCUAAGCAGGAGGCAGACAGCCAUUCGAAGUAGUAGUGUUAUUUUUUUCAGGAACUGUGACUAAUGUACGAUAUGGCAGCAACUAUAGCCCACAUCACACUAAACGUGGUUGUUAUUGGCACAUUGCAAUGUGGAGGGACUGCGUCCUGCUUGUGCAACUGCAAUAUCCGUUACAACAGACAGAGAAUGUUGUAGCCUUCAUAAUAGGCAAUCUUUUUUUGUAACGUUCGUUCAAAUCGACGCAGGUUUUUUUUAUUUCAGCUGUUCAGAAAUAUGAGGCAGAGACAGGCUACAUCAUCAUGGUUAAACAGGGUGAGUGAAGGGAUGGGGGAGUGUGAGCAGCAGCUACGUGGAAAAAAAUUUGUGCGUAAAAUAACAUGCGCAGAACGUGAUCUGUAUCCUUAGCUUUGAGGAAGAGGUUUCCGCUGCCAAAGCCGUUUCAAAAUCAUUUUAAGUGGAACGUGGGCUUAUUCAGGGUGAGGGGGUGGGAGUCUUUGAUCUUCCCCAGUUUUCUCUGCAGUGCAGUUGUGAUUCUGAUAAUGCAAAAUUGAAAGAACAACGAUUAGACAUAGAGCAGCUAAAAAGGUAGCUUGGGGUCUGGCAAUGGUUGUUCAUCUUGAUCUAGUCCAGAUCUCUGACUCCGGGUUAGUUGAUGGAUCUUGGUUAAUUGCAUAUCUGCAUCCUCUUAUCAUUCUGAUUAAACUACACGAAAUGAUGUUGACCAGAACUCCAGGAGAGCUGGAGGAUGUCUGCAAUUGGCAGUUACAUUACACAUGAAGGCAUCCACCUUGUUUUCUCAUUUAUGUAGUGCUGAGCGAUUAGUGCUUUUUGAGGUUGGUUCGGGUGGUGUUGAGUGCUGUAACAACACAGAAUAAAACCAUUAAUACAAGUCCCAUGAUAGUAGUGACUGCCCAUUUACUGAUUAUUACUUAUUAACCAUCAUUUAUUCACAUUACUUUACUAAAAUAUUUCAGUUGUGUAUGUUACAUUUGUUUUAUUUGAUGACUUUAUUUCAUUCCAUGUCAUCUCAUCUCUAUAGAGAUGCUGCCUAUUCUGUUUGACAAAAUCACUAUUUUAGUAGUUCUUCAAAGUAAAUAAGGCAUACAUUUAGGACUGCUGAAUACCAACUAUCAAUAACUUAGAUCGUAUAUUCAGGUAAAGAUACCUCACGAAGCAACUGCUCUCUAUCCCUCUCGAUCGCACAUUAUUCUGUCUCUUCUCACGCUCUCUGUGUCUGCCCCACCUAACAGGCAUAAAAUAAACACACUCGACAAGUAGGUGUGCAAUGAAUUAUGCUCAUUGUAGUUAAUUACCAUUUGUUCUGAGCUAAACUAUGUAGAAUAUUGUCUUGUUGAAAACUACAACGCCCUACUACAUCGCACAGUUUGGGCUUGAUCUGAUUUAUCUCUAGAGAAACUGCACAAUGUGCACAUUGAGCUCACAGAAAAAAUACAGAACAAAAUUUAAUUUGAAUAAUUGAACCAAUGUCAGUCAAUUCGUUGUUUAAAAACGGGAAAAUAACUGACAUUUCUUUAAUCGCUCAGCACUACAUUUGUGUUGCAAUAACCCUUCAUUUCUGGAAUCUACUCAGGGGUGCUUUGUUUGCUUCAUAUCAAGAGUGAUGGAAUAUAGAAUGUUAACCUUUAUGUGUUUGUUUAUCUGCCCUAUUCCAGCAGAGCCCAGAGGGAAACACUGUGCCCUCUGUGGGUGAGCCUCUCCCCCUCCCAGCUCUGGAGUGGAGGAAUAGCCUGUGUGAGGCUGGCCUCUGUCCCUCUUCAGAGCCCAUGGCAGAGGUGGACUCUCAGAGAGUGCCCCCAACAGACAGAACCUUGAACGUUUGUGCAAUUGAAAGCACAGGGACUCCAGGGGGCUCGGAACCAUCCACCCCUCUGGUGAGGCGGCUUCGUAGGCCCCCACACACUCCCCUCUCCCCCAGCAUAGCACAUCACAGCCUUGGUCGGUCCCCUCACAGUCCCCUGUCCCCCAGGAUGCCUCGCCGCAGCCUGGCCCGUUCUCCACGCAGUCCCUUGUCCCCUAGAACGUCUCGCCGCAGACUCAGUGACCGAACCCCUCUGAGGCGAGGUGGGAAGGGACAGAGACGCUCCCCCAAUGUUCCCGUCAUCCUGCCACAGAAACGCAAAGCUGCCUUGUGUGUGUGCUGA